Messenger RNA from Medicago truncatula (barrel medic), 903 nucleotides. Its product is annotated as pentatricopeptide repeat-containing protein At1g12620. The transcript has 2 exons. Gene Ontology annotation, molecular function: protein binding. Lineage: Eukaryota; Viridiplantae; Streptophyta; Magnoliopsida; Fabales; Fabaceae. The record is from RefSeq and is a predicted model, not a curated record. The coding region runs from base 1 to 903 and encodes 300 amino acids.
AUGGCUCCCAUAUCCAAUUAUAACUUUGUUUUAGAAUCCCUUGUUAAAGUUGGGUCUUACCCCACUGUUUUUUCCCUUUUUAAUAAAUUGGAUGAGUCUACCCAAGACAUUCACACUUGGGCUAUCCUCAUCAAAUGUCAUUCUGUCGAUGGUAACAUGUCUUCAGCUAUCUCUCUUUUCCAUAAGAUCAUCGACACCGGUCAUCAUCCUACUGCUGGUACUUUGUAUUCUCUUUUAUAUGGUUUUUGUGAUAGACAUCAGAUUCACAAGGCAAUGCACUUUUACAAUUACAUCAUACUUAAAAAGGGUUUUCAGUUGGACCAUAAGUGUUAUCUUGUUCUAAUCAAAGGAUUAUGUAAGAUAGGAGAAACGCACACAGCAAUACAGUUGUUGAGGCGUGCACUCCAGACUGAUGAGGAAGGUGACUUUACUCUCCUGCGCCCUGAUUCUUGCACAUAUAGUCAUCUAGUCUAUGGUUAUUGCAUCCUCGGUCAAUUUAAACAGGCAAUUGACUUCUUUAUAGAAUUGGAGGCAUUAAGAACCGGCUCACCAACCCACCCUCCUACUUUAGUUACCGCCGAACGAGACGUGAAAUCUGCUAUCGGUCAAUUUAAAGAAGCACUUGACUUAUUAAUAAUAGAAUUGGAGGCAUCAAGAACCGCGGCCUCUCCAACCCCUCCUACUUUAGUUACCGAACGAGAUGUGAAAUCUGCUAGAAGUGUGGCAGCUGUGAUGAUAAAAGGUGGUGUCAAACCUAAUGUUGCUUGUUAUCGCUCAGUUUAUGAUGGACUAUACAAAGGCCAAGGUGGAUCAAAAAGCAACCUUAUGAAUAAGAUUGAAAAAAAGGUCAAAAAACUGCUACUUUCCGUACCUUACGAGUUUAACGGUAUUUCUUAUGAUUGA